AUGGAGGAGGUGAUGGAGGAGGUGAUGGAGGAGAUGAUGGAGGAGGUGAUGGAGGAGGUGAUGGAGGAGGUAAUGGAGGAGGUAAUGGAGGAGGUAAUGGAGGAGGUAUUGGAGGAGGUGAUGGAGGAGGUGAUGGAGGAGGUGAUGGAGGAGGUAAUGGAGGAGGUAAUGGAGGAGGUGAUGGAGGAGGUGAUGGAGGAGGUGAUGGAGGAGGUGAUGGAGGAGGUGAUGGAGGAGGUGAUGGAGGAGAUGAUGGAGGAGGUGAUGGAGGAGGUAAUGGAGGAGGUGAUGGAGGAGGUGAUGGAGGAGGUGAUGGAGGAGGUAAUGGAGGAGGUAAUGGAGGAGGUGAUGGAGGAGGUGAUGGAGGAGGUGAUGGAGGAGGUGAUGGAGGAGGUGAUGGAGGAGGUGAUGGAGGAGGUAAUGGAGGAGGUAAUGGAGGAGGUAAUGGAGGAGGUUAUGGAGGAGGUGAUGGAGGAGGUGAUGGAGGAGGUGAUGGAGGAGGUGAUGGAGGAGGUGAUGGAGGAGGUGAUGGAGGAGGUAAUGGAGGAGGUAAUGGAGGAGGUAAUGGAGGAGGUAAUGGAGGAGGUAUUGGAGGAGGUAAUGGAGGAGGUAAUGGAGGAGGUGAUGGAGGAGGUGAUGGAGGAGGUGAUGGAGGAGGUGAUUGCGGUCUCUCUCUCUCUGCAACAGUCGUCCUGA
Molecule: messenger RNA, 696 nt
Organism: Knipowitschia caucasica
Lineage: Eukaryota; Metazoa; Chordata; Actinopteri; Gobiiformes; Gobiidae
Source: the annotation of a GenBank genome assembly